This is a messenger RNA of Seriola dumerili (greater amberjack), 728 nucleotides long. RefSeq names its product gastrotropin-like. Lineage: Eukaryota; Metazoa; Chordata; Actinopteri; Carangiformes; Carangidae. The transcript has 4 exons. Gene Ontology annotation, cellular component: cytosol; nucleus. Gene Ontology annotation, biological process: fatty acid transport. The record is from RefSeq and is a predicted model, not a curated record. Gene Ontology annotation, molecular function: fatty acid binding. The coding region runs from base 89 to 466 and encodes 125 amino acids.
UUCAAAACUACCAGUAAGAGAGUGUCUGUAGCAGGCCACUCCUCUCUUUUUAUUAGACUCCUUUCCUUAACUCUUGUCUUUCACCAUCAUGGCUUUCACUGGGAAAUAUGAGCUGGAGAGUCAAGAGAACUAUGAAGAGUUCCUGGAAGCAAUUGGGCUUCUCAAUGCCAAGACAGACCACAAAGUGGUAACAGAGGUUCUUCAGGAUGGGGACAGCGUCACCUGGACACAAACCAUCCCCAACUUCACCUGGUCCAAUAAGUUCACCAUUGGCCAGGAAUGUGAGCUGGCAACAAUGAUGGGCUCCAAAUUCAAGACCACUGUCACUAUGGAGGGUGGCAAGAUUUCAAUACAAUUUCCUCAGUACCUCUUCACAGCAGAGAUCGUUGAAGAUAAGCUGAUAAUGAAUUGCAUAACUCCAGGAGAGAAGGGUGUGACUUUCAAAAGAGUUAGCAAACGGAUCUAAUGCUGCGAGACUCAACAUGCACUUCACUGGAAAAGAGACUGCGGGAGGUUAAACACAUCAUGAAAAUGCUUCCCCCAGGUACUGAACCAAGGAGAAUAACUUGACCAUCUACAAUGAGGAGCAAGCAGUGUUUUCCUGUUGAUACUUUCAAUUUUAACUGGAAAAACUAGGCUAUGAUAUGUACUGUAUUUCUACAUGGAUGAAAUAGUUCACCUGUAGCAGUUUUCAUGCUUGAACAAAUAAAAAUGACAUUGAUAAAACA